UUGUACGAGUAUUUGCCAUGGUGUUACCGGCUGCCUCGACAUUAUGCAAUGUAUUUACAUUUCUGCUGGCUGGUUCGCCAAUUUUCUACAGCGCCGCUCCGCGUGGAUCCUGCUCCACUUGCUGUGCCAUUAAGGAGCGCGAGGACAUAAAGUUCAUGCUGUACACCAGCCGGAACCGCAAUUCCGCACAACUGCUCCACCUGAGCGACGAUGCCCGGCUGGCACAGAGCAAUUUCAAUUUCAAUUACCCGCUGGCCAUCUAUCUGCACGGCUUCUCGGAAUCGGCCACCGGCGAACGCCAGAGCAGCCAGGAGCUAAAGGACGCGUUUCUCAGGAGGGGCAACUACAAUGUCAUCCUCAUCGACUGGAGCGCGAUGACAGCGGUGCCCUGGUACUCGAAUGCCGUGGAGAAUCUGCCGGUGUCGGGUCGCUAUUUGGCCAGGUUCCUGCGAUUCCUGGUGGACAAGGGUUACCCGGCGAAGUACAUCCACCUAAUUGGCUUCAGUCUGGGCGCCGAGGUGGCCGGUUUCGCUGGCAAGCAGCUGCAGGAGUGGGGCAUCAAGCUGCCCAGGAUAACCGCUCUCGAUCCAGCUCUACCACUCUUCGAGGGCAACAGCUCCAAUCGCCGCCUGAGUCCCAGCGACGCCAGGUUCGUGGAUGUCAUCCACACCGAUGGCGGCCUCCUGGGCAACCCAGCGCCCAUGGGUCACGCAGACUUCUAUCCGAAUGGGGGACGACCCCUGCAGCCGGGUUGCGCCAGACAGAAUAUUGCCAACAACUGGCUGGGAAUCAUUGUCGGCUGCAGCCACCAGCGUGCCUGGGAAUACUUCGUGGAGAGCAUAGCCCAGCCCCGAGGCUUUCCCGCCCAGCGUUGCGAGCCCUCCGAAAUGUUCGGCAUCUGCCGUGAGCCAGGAGGCGGCCCCGCCUACAUGGGCAUGGGGGCGGAUCCCAGGAUUCGUGGCAAAUUCUAUCUGGAUACGAACGAUGCCAAGCCGUUUGGGAGGAGCAGCCGGGCGAGGGCAAUUGUCUCGCUGGCUCCUCGGCUGCCUAUUGCCUACAAAUUGCCACCUAAUGCCACCAGACAGCCAUCUGUCAGUCGGUGGGCCAUUGGCCAAAAGCAGGAGCAGGACGACAAGGACUUGGACGUGGACGUGGACGAGGACAACAACGCGCUGAGCAACAACAUUGACAGGUUCUCACUGACGUGAUGGAAUUUGCACGAUAUUCGAAG
Drosophila teissieri is the source of this 1231-nucleotide messenger RNA. RefSeq names its product pancreatic lipase-related protein 2. Bases 18 to 1208 code for a protein of 396 amino acids. NCBI's taxonomy places the organism in Eukaryota, Metazoa, Arthropoda, Insecta, Diptera, Drosophilidae. The record is from RefSeq and is a predicted model, not a curated record. Gene Ontology annotation, molecular function: lipase activity. Gene Ontology annotation, biological process: lipid metabolic process. The transcript is spliced from 6 exons.